Messenger RNA from Annulohypoxylon truncatum, 8560 nucleotides. RefSeq names its product cell morphogenesis N-terminal-domain-containing protein. The transcript has 2 exons. The record is from RefSeq and is a predicted model, not a curated record. Gene Ontology annotation, cellular component: cell cortex; site of polarized growth. NCBI's taxonomy places the organism in Eukaryota, Fungi, Ascomycota, Sordariomycetes, Xylariales, Hypoxylaceae. The coding region runs from base 188 to 8056 and encodes 2622 amino acids. Gene Ontology annotation, biological process: cell morphogenesis.
UGGGCAUCGAAGCUCAACGAUGGGUGAGUGCCUAAAACUUCCGCGCCUCCUCCUCUUCGGAAUGUCAGCUGCAGUCUACACAGCACGCAUACCUGUCGCUUGAUAAAUGUGCCCACUUUUGGGUUGUGUUUCAGAGUCUCACAAGAGGGAGGGGGUCUAGCAUUUCAACCUUUUCCCCUGCGCCCUGAUGUUCUCGCCCAGGUCUGCCUCACCUUUACUGACAACGUUGUCGCACCACUUAGCUCCGUCCCAGACGCUGCCAGACCAUUUCCACGAUCCUUCCUUAAAGUUUUCCCCGCGAUCUGCCCCGCGACUUAAUACCCACGACGGUAACGGCGACGAUGAUGGUGAUAAUGGCGGGUGGGAUAAUACUCUUAGACCUAUAGCCCACGACCCUUCUACCUCCCGCGUCAUUGCGCACUCGCGCGAGUCCUCCCUCGAGAAGCUUCAGUCUGGUUCACUAGCCGGAAUCCCUGAAUCCCCCCAAUCCACUUCGGCUUCCUCCACGAUCAACUCCCCCGGCUUACGUUCAGCCGCAUCGCGUCCAAGCCCCGGUGGCAUAUUCGAACGUCUCGCCGAUCCGAAGGCGGCGGCCUACGGACACCAUCGUCAGACUUCUAUUGUUCAUGGCAUUCAACACUCGAGGAAUGGGAGUCUCGCAAGUUCGUCUUCGAGUCCUCUUAGUCCGCAGAUGAUAGCGGCGGCCGGUGCUGGACUUUUGCCGGAUCGUCCAGACUUGUCCACGAUGAACCGCUUAGAUUCAGAAUUGUCAACGCCAUCCUCUAUGGCCUCGAUGGCUUCGAUAGCCUCCCGGCCACUGACCGCCUUGUCGGGCACCACGGCCAACGCCUCUAUCCAUUCUACCGAAAAGGCAGAGUCUUUAACCAUACGGUCUACCCAGGAUAAUAGCAGCAGCAGUGGUACUAUCACGCAGAGAAAGGUCGAGCGUAUGCAUAGCAAAACCCGGCGCGACCAUAAUCACCACCAUUCGCAUUCGUCGAGACAUCAUAGGGAUGAACCUAAAACAGUAGGCGAAUAUGCGAUGCAUGUAUUGUUUACAUCGUUUAUUGCUAUGGCUGAGGAUAAGCUCCAGGAUUGUAUCACGAAACUCUCCGAUCCUGAGCCGUCUAUCGAACAGAUAUGCGGCCCUGGAGCAGAUCCAGCUUUUGACCGGUUUAUUAUUGCUCUCGGUCAUAUUGCAAGUCAAAAACCGAGGCCAUUGAUCGAUUCUAUUAUGCUUUGGCGAAAGCAUAAAAGUGAGGCUGCUAAUGAGGCACGUGGUAAUUUGCACCAGAUGAGAUCCAAUCUACCUACCGCUUCUCUGGUGAGGCGAAAUACGGAGCCAUUACAGCUCCUCACUGGCAACCCAGGUGAUACGGCAUCCAAUGGAACGCAUACUCUUGAAGAUAAGCAGAAUGAGGCAGCUAAUGCUGAACGUCGCUCUAUCGUAUCCAUUUAUAUCCUAUGCCGAGUUCUUUUGGAAGUUAUUAGCCAGAGCAGCCUCAGCUCUAUAACCCCCGAGAUGGAAGACAAGCUCGAGGCUAUCAUAUUUGGCCAGCUUAAGAUCGCUGACAUAGAACAGCUAUACGUAUCCCCACUCAAGCUGGCUAAUUGGAACCUGUUCGCCCAACUGCUUGGAGCCAUGAGUGUAAUCAACUUUUCCAGUGUUGCAGAUCGAUUUAUUGCCGACCUUAGUCGUUCACUCUCGGACCUCACUGUUAGAAGUCCGACGACCCCAGUUAGGGAUCCGGAGGGACAAGUGGAGUUGGUGCUGGGAGGUAUGAAGCACCUACAUAUCAAAAUUGACACCGACGAAAGCUGGGACCAGGCGUGCGGCUUCUUGGUGUCCCUGGGUAAGCUGUUUGCUCAAUCUCACGGCCAAAAAGUGAAAUCUGCGUUUUGCCAGAUAUUGGAUACGCUGCUUCUUCCCAUUGCUGCCAAAGCUACCAACAAACACUUCUCCUACCUGAAGUGGUCGGAAGUGCUAAGCAAUAUAAGCCCUCGCCUAGCGACGAUGUUUGUAAAACCGCGCCAUUGGUUGGCUGCGUUCCCAUUGACGGCAACGAUGCUUUGUGUGUCGUCCCCAGAGAAUCUCAGUAACCAAUGGCUCCAGCUGGUUCGUACGGUCCAACCAAGACUCAAAGAUCGUGCCAUGCGUCCUCUAUGCUUGCAAGUCAUCUCAAGGCUUCUAUGGGCCUACCUAUACCGAACUAAUGAAUCCACGGCUGUGGCUACUCGGAAACUAGAUGAGGUGUUACAGCUUGUCUUGCCUAGCUCUAAACGUACUUUUUCGGCUGCAGACACGGCAUCUACUGGACCCUUGAUACAAAUCAUUAGAAUCAUUGGUUAUAAAUACCCGGACUAUUGCUGCACAAAUAUCAUCUUCCCCUUAAUUAAUGCCGAACUUUUCAAUCUGAACAAAGAGCUGAAGGUCGAUCAACUUGAACCGGAUAGGAUGGUUAUUGGAAUCAGGGCAUUCCUUGCAAUCAUGACGGAUCUAGAAAAGGGUGAACUUGGACGACCUCCAUUUCCGCAGCAUUAUCCCCCCAUUCCCACCUCCGAUCGGGUUCCUCCAAGCUCACCAGCAUCGACUUCAGCUUCUAGUGUGAUUCCCUCAAGUCCACUCUUACCUGACCGUGAUGAAUCUUUGUCACGGCCUGUGCAAUUAGGCGCUUUAAGCGAUGUUGCGAAAGCCAACUAUAAAAAAUUCUCAGAAAUCCUUGGUAAAAUUACGAUCAUCUGCGAUAACGCGUUCGGAGGCCAAGCUGCGCUCGAUGAGAAGUUCAGCAGUCCGGGAGGAGGCCCGAAGACCCCCAUUGCUGAGACGUUUAACUUCUCACGACGCGAUGACCAUCCAAGCCCUGCCGACCAGAAACAGGCUUUCUACGAACUUCUUCAUGUUGCUGUACAGGCAUUGCCCCGUUGUCUACCUGCUGAUAUACAAUUUAAUUCCCUCAUCAACCUCCUCUGUACAGGAACUGCGCAUGUUCAAUCUAAUAUCGCUGAAUCAUCUGCCCAAUCUCUCAAAUCCAUUGCUCGACAGUCAUAUGCCCACCAAGUUACUGUUGGAUUUGCUAGAUUUAUCUUCAACUUUGAUGAUCGUUAUUCUACAAUGUCUGAUGGUGGGAUGCUAGGACCUGGUCAUAUUGAAUCUACUCUACGACUUUACGUCGAAUUAUUACAGAUAUGGAGGGACGAGAUACGACGAAAGACUAAAGAUGCUGCAUCUGAUCCUACGGAUCUAAACGGUGCUGAUAAACGAGGUAUGAAAUUAGACUUGUCUAGCAUCUGGGCAGAGGUCGAACAUGUUGAAGCUCGCGGUCUAUUCUUCCUGUGCUCACAAUCACGAAGAGUACGGCAUUUUGCGAUCACGGUUCUUCGAUUGAUCGUCGAAUUCGAUAAUGCCCUGGGCAAGAAUAGCGAAGAAGAGAAGGAUACCGUCCGCCUCAUUGAUAUCUUAGAAAAUGAUUCUGUACAAGUGAUGAAUUUCAAAGACGAACAUCUAUCCAUAGCAGAGCGAAGCCGACUGCAAAGGGGUAUGCAGAACAGCAACAACAAAGGGGCUCUGAUAGAGCUUUGCACCAGCGACGUCUCCUAUGAUACGACCCUCUGGUUCAAGAUUUUCCCUAAUUUCAUACGGAUUGCCUACGAUCGAUGCCCUUUUACUGUGACUAUCGGUCGCGAUUUGGUGUGCAACCGAAUUCUACAGAUGUAUAAGGGCAUCGUAGUUCUGUCAGAGCCGACCCGAGGCCUCUACUAUGGAGCUGAGCCUAAUAGCGCUCGAUAUACGGGAAGAACGCCGACUACGCAACCCGACGUGCUCAUUGAACAGUGGAAGUUGUAUCUGGCUUUCGCCUGCACAACUUUAACCGACUCGGGGACGGCUAUGAAUGGUGCUUCACAGGGAAGCCAACAUGCACGAAAGGGGUCUAAGUCUGCUGACAAGAUUGUGUCGGCGAGAACACUCUUCAAAUUCUUAAUACCGUUGCUAUUCGCUUCUUCGCGCUCUGUCCGAGAGGCCGUCGUGCUUGCUAUGGGCUCCAUCAAUAUUAACAUAUAUCGAACGCUGCUCGAAGAAUUACAAGGGCACGUUUCCCGAUGCAACGAAGAAGCCCGUGCCCGAAUACAUCAGCGAACCAGCAGCGGUCCACGAAGGAAUCCAAAGAUGGAUACACUAAGAGCAGAGCUCACCCAUGUGUACAAGCUGACGUGCCACUUUCUAAAAGAACCCGAGAUCUACCAAGACGAUUGGAUCCUCAGUAACCUCUGUACUUAUACCAAAGAUAUUAAGCUCUUCUUAAUGGAUGGCGAGGUUCAGAUGGAUUGGGAGUUCCAGAAACUAAGACAACACUACUGCGGCCUGGUCGAAGGGCUCUUUGACGGCAUUAACCGUACGAAAGACCCGUCCCGUUGGAUGACGUUCGAGUCGCGGAAGUCUUCCUUCACCCUGAUGGAGGACUGGUGCGGGUUCUCACCCAAUCAGAUGCAGAUCCGCGCAAGGGAAGACACGAUGCGACAGUCUCUGAUCGACAAGAAAUCACUGGGUGAACGUGGUCCUAUCUCGGCCGGCAUGGAAAUAGAGAAGAGAAACCUGAAGACGGCAGCUCUGAGCGCUAUGGCGGCUCUUUGUGCCGGCCCAGUCAGUGUGACAACCGAAAGCGGCGCUACCCUCCACUUCGAUAUGAGACGGAUGCUUAACUGGGUGGACUCGAUCUUUAGCUCUGGGAGCGAUCGAGUCAACGUUAUUGGGAGAAGAGCACUGAAGAACCUGAUUGUUUACAACCAAGACCACCCAUAUCUCCUAGAGCAUUGUAUUGCACGAUGCUACAUAACAGAAGUGCCGAAGGUGCUGGAAAGCUAUUUCACGGUCAUCACUGAAGUGCUACGAGAGCAUAUCGAUUACCCGUCACCCUUCUGGAAGCUAUUAGGACUGUGUCUGUUCACUCUUGGAAGUGACCAGAGCGACAUCCGAUCCAAAUCCGCACACGUUCUCGAAGCGCUGGAGGAGAGACAGCAAGCGGCACAGAACUCCAAGAUAUCGGAUUUUGAGAUCAGCAUCGCGGACAAGACCAAGGCAGUCUACAAGCUGGCCCAAUUCGAGAUUUCGAAACGGCUGGCCAAGCAGCAUCCGGAGCUCGCCUUCCACGUCUUCUCCGAAGUGACGCUCUACUUCAAGAGCCUGCCCUCGGCCGCGCAACGGAAUGUCGUCGCCGUCAUCUUGCCCUGGAUCCAGACGAUCGAGUUGAAAGUCGACCCGAACGGCGGGCCUACGGCGCAAUCUUACGUGCUCCUCGCCAAUCUGCUCGAAGUCACCAUCAAGUCCAGCGCGGCGCUGCAUAACGAAGUACAGGCGCUCUGGCAAGCCCUCGCAACUGGACCGCAUCCCGGAAAUGUUCGGCUCGUGCUUGAUUUCAUAAUCUCCCUCUGCUUAGAACGAAGAGAGCAAAACUUCGUCGAGUAUGCCAAGCAGAUCGUCGUGUUCCUGUCAAGCACGCCUAGCACGCCCGGUAUCAAGGUAGUUGAAUUUCUGCUCAUGCAGAUCACCCCAAAGGCAAUGGUCCCCAACGAGAAGAGAGAGGUUGUCCAGUCGCCCCCCGACAUUAGCCAGCUGCAGUUACCUUACUGUGCUGAUCUGUCAGAGGCCUUGCCCGUCGGUACGAAGCAGGCCGGUUUUUCCCUGGGACAAUUAUCUCUGAUCCUCCUAGUCGACUUGAUGGUGUCUCCGGUGCAGCUGGAUCGUAACAAUCUAAUUGUCUUGUUGCAAGUCGUCACCGUGCUUUGGGAUCACUACACCCCUCUCGUCCAAGAACAAGCUCGCGAGAUGUUGGUACAUUUGAUCCACGAGCUAGUCGUCUCCAAGAUGGAUGAUGGCACUCCCCUAGAGACGAAGAAGUCCGUUGAGGACGUCGUCGAUGCAAUUCGACGCCACGAUCGUGCGGUAGUCUGGAGCUACGAAGAGAGUAAUGGGAAAGUGGACGGCCGCGACAACAAGGUCCCACGAAGUAUGGAGCAUCUCACCGCGGAAGUUGUCAAGACUUUUGAAGUUACCUUCCCGGGAAUCAAAGAAGAAUGGAGCCGUCUCUCGCUCACUUGGGCAACAUCUUGUCCGGUUAGGCACCUAGCGUGCCGCUCGUUUCAAAUAUUCCGUUGCAUUCUUACCUCGCUCGACCAGUUCAUGUUGGGCGAUAUGCUUGCAAGAUUGUCCAACACCAUCGCUGAUGAAGAUACCGAAAUUCAGACAUUUUCCAUGGAAAUCUUGACUACCCUGAAAACGCUCAUUUCGAAACUCGAACCUGAGAAACUCACGUCCUUCCCUCAGUUAUUCUGGACGAUGUGUUCAUGUUUAGAUUCGAUUAACGAGGUCGAGUUCCUCGAAGCGGUCGAGAUGCUUAACGAAUACUUGGAGAAACUCGAUUUUCACUCACCGAGCGUUCGACGAGCCCUUAUGGACGGCCAGCCUCCAAGAUGGGAAGGCACAUUUGAAGGUGUCCAGCCAUUACUCGCCAAGGGCCUUAGGUCGUCCAUCUGUCUUCAGCCUACUCUGGAUACCCUAGACAAGCUUGUUCAGCUACCGAGUGGCAGGCUUAUUGGAAACGACAAUAGACUCUUUUUCUCUAUUCUUGCAAAUUUCCCUCGCUUCUUGCAAGCCAUGGAGCAAGACGUUGUCGACAAUGGAACCCUACACAGUGCAGAAAUCCUCUUCUCUGUCGCCGAUGCUCAAGGAAUGGCAUCCAUCUGUGCUGCUUUAGGAGGAUUCGUCGAUUCGAUAUAUCGUUCGAGUAGGGAUUUUAUGACCCAGUUGCUUGCCGCACUUCGCGAAUACUUCCUGCCGCAGCUCGACUUCAGCCUGCUAACGACAUUGAUGGGUUACCUGACAAAUAGCUUGCCCUGGAUGAAGAUCAUGACCAUGCGACUCCUCUGCGUCGUCAUUCCGGAAAUCGAAAUGCGCAAGCCCGAGAUUGCCAGCCACGGCUCCGACUUGAUCUCCCCGCUCUUCAGAUUACUCCAGACCGAGUACUGCAUGGAAGCACUGGAGGUACUCGACAACAUCAUGACUAUGUCUGGAACUCCGAUGGAUAAACAUUAUGUCCGGAUGAGUAUGACUAGCGCGGCGUCUAAGGACAGGAAAGAUUACGAGACCACUCAGAGUCUAUUUGGCAUUCCGGAAGAGUCCGGCUGGUCGAUUCCGAUCCCGGCGAAGAAGACGGAGCUCACACGAGCUAAUAUUCAUGCCGCGUUCUACAUGUGUCAGGCAAACCCGGAGAAUGGUACACCUACAAACCCGACACCAACUGAAGAAGUCGAGUUUCAUGAGGACAACUACCGUUACGGCUAUUUCGACAUGCCGGAUCGAACCGAAACCAUGAUGUCAGACGAUGCUCAGGGCGAGGGUCAGAUCGCCGACUUAGUGACGAAGCUCGAUAGCCUCGACGAUUUCUUUGACGACAUGUCGCAAACCUCACCUAGCGAAGGCCGCUCAUCCAGAACCGUGACCGAAUUCGGACCCGACAGCUAUGAGUCCGGCGCGCGGCUCUACGAUGACGUCCUCCCCAUCCUACACCAGGCUUCGACCAACACCUCAUUUCAAAACGGCUUCGUCGAUCGAGUCCCUAUGACCAAGGAAGGCAAGCCUAACACCAUGAACCCGGGGGCCUUCAACCUCAACCUCAACCCCGCGGCGCUGGCUAGACCGGGGCUGCACUCGCGCUCGAUCACCUCCCCGUCCGCACCCGCAUCAUGGACGCCGCCUCAUCUCAGCGAGCUAACAUCAGACGACGAAUUGACCGAGGACGUGUUCUCGGAUGGCGACGACGACAGGCCGGCCAACGGAGCCCCCGAGAGCUCGUUCUUCCUGGAGAAUAUGAUAAAGCCGAUCGCGAAUACAACCAGGACGCACAUGCGCCGGCUGACUGGGGGCGGAAGGUCGAGAGACCACGCUGAGAAGCAGAGGGAGCUGUUCCGUGCGAGGCAACAGCAGACUUCACCGCAGGUGCCGAAGGUGCCGAACUCGUUCUUGCAGCAUAAGGCUAGCCCAUCGACGGGUGAAAUGCUGUGAGGGUGGAUUCUGAUGUGAGAUGAGGUGUGAUGGGGUGUAGGGACGGAGGAUGGAAGAUAUGAAUGGGAUUUACGAGUCAGACCUAGAUGGGAUGUAAACGAGGGGACGAGGGAUGACAGUAUGUGAGCACGCGAGCACGUUAACUAAUCUAAGGACACCGAGAUGCAUGAUAUGAUAUGAUAUGGUAUUUGUGGGUUAUACCUGAUGAGUAAUGCAGCGGUAAGCAUAGAAAGAGGAAGAGAAGCGGUAGGAUAUAUCUUAUUGGAUCUUAAGAUGUACGAGGGGAUUGUCCUCGCGAGCGAUGUAUACCAUGUGUAGAAUAGAGUAUCUAUUCUGGGCCCUUGAUGAGCCUAAAAAUACCGGUCAAUAUGAAACGCAUUGAUUUGCCGGAUACACGGAGGCUAUUGUUACAUGAAUGUGAAAUGUUGAGAUAUUUGUAGUUUGCACAUUUGUAACGAAAAAGGGGUUCAGGGGACAUCAGGUUAAAGAGCGGGAGACCUAAAG